Dromaius novaehollandiae (emu) is the source of this 806-nucleotide messenger RNA. RefSeq names its product transmembrane p24 trafficking protein 4 (gene TMED4). Gene Ontology annotation, biological process: intracellular protein transport; Golgi organization; endoplasmic reticulum to Golgi vesicle-mediated transport. Gene Ontology annotation, cellular component: endoplasmic reticulum-Golgi intermediate compartment; endoplasmic reticulum; COPII-coated ER to Golgi transport vesicle. NCBI's taxonomy places the organism in Eukaryota, Metazoa, Chordata, Aves, Casuariiformes, Dromaiidae. Bases 69 to 734 code for a protein of 221 amino acids. The transcript is spliced from 5 exons. The record is from RefSeq and is a predicted model, not a curated record.
CGCCUGCGCAGUGCGGGCGGCGGCGCCGGGCGGCGCAUGCGCGCGGGCGGGGCGGCGGGGCGCGGGCCAUGGCGGGCGGCGGGGCGCUGCGGGUGGCCGUGGCCGCCGUGCUGCUGGCGGGCUGGGGCGCCCACGCCCUCUACUUCCACAUCGGCGAGACCGAGAAGCGCUGCUUCAUCGAGGAGAUCCCGGACGAGACCAUGGUCAUCGGGAACUACCGGACGCAGCUGUGGGACAAGCAGUCGGAGUCAUUCCUGCCCUCCACGCCGGGGCUGGGCAUGCACGUGGAGGUGAAGGACCCCGACGGCAAGGUGAUCUUGUCGCGGCAGUACGGCUCGGAGGGGCGCUUCACCUUCACCUCGCACACGCCGGGCGAGCACCAGAUCUGCCUCCACUCCAACUCCACCCGCAUGGCGCUUUUCGCUGGCGGCAAGCUGCGGGUGCACCUGGACAUCCAGGUGGGGGAACACACCAACAACUACCCCGAAAUCGCCGCCAAGGACAAGCUGACGGAGCUGCAGCUCCGGGCGCGCCAGCUCCUCGACCAGGUGGAGCAGAUCCAGAAGGAGCAGAACUACCAGCGGUACCGCGAGGAGCGCUUCCGCAUGACGAGCGAGAGCACCAACCAGCGGGUGCUGUGGUGGUCCAUCGCCCAAACCAUCAUCCUCAUCCUCACCGGCAUCUGGCAGAUGCGUCACCUCAAGAGCUUCUUCGAGGCCAAGAAGCUGGUGUAGCCUGGCGGGGGCCGCCGCGCCCCCCCGCUCUUUGUGCACUUCACAGCUCAAUAAACGCUGGGGGGGCUCUAA